Molecule: messenger RNA, 2942 nt
Organism: Podospora bellae-mahoneyi
Lineage: Eukaryota; Fungi; Ascomycota; Sordariomycetes; Sordariales; Podosporaceae
Gene: ALT1
Product: alanine transaminase
Exons: 3
Coding region: 827-2629 (600 amino acids)
Biological process (GO): biosynthetic process
Molecular function (GO): L-alanine:2-oxoglutarate transaminase activity; pyridoxal phosphate binding
Source: RefSeq, a predicted model, not a curated record
CUGGAACGUGGUGAUAGAGCUACACUAAUACCCCGCGGUUACACUCACUCGAUAUGAGCGCUGGAGGUGAGGGUGUCGUGUGGUUAUUGGUAUAACGUAAACUUUCGGGCAUUGGGGCUCAUGAGGUUAUGGAGAUGGAUAGACAUGAGGGAGCAGGGUCUAGGCUUGAAUGUCUCAGGUUUUUGCCUGCGAUAAGAGAAGUUCGCUGAGUUGUUGGUUGUGUCACACAAUUCUGUCUUCUAACCCCCACCUUGGCCAUAUCGUGAAAGUUCGAGGGAAGGCGCAAUGCACCGAUGUCAAACAGAUAUUCGGUUGCCCUGCGGCCUUUUUCGAGACAGCCACAUAUCUUCUUGCUGCUACUAUUCUCAUCUGGUCUUAAGCCGCACCCGCCGGCCAACCCGGUCCUGGUACGGAAACGAAGCGAGCCAGACAAUCGUGGCCUUCUCUUAUUACACCGCCCGAGGGCUCCAUUUUCGGAGCCGCGCCUCCCGCAGAAGAGAGACAAUAAAAGUGUGACCACGAGGAGGAGAGGUUUCGGUUUUUUCUCUUUGCAAGAAAGAGGCUCUCACACCGGCGACCGGCGACAGACAGCAGACCACCAGACCAGACCGAACCAACUGAUCGUUUGACCGACCCCCCGGAAUCGAACGAAGGACGAAAUUGCUUCUGGCGCCCAACGGGACGGAUGCUGGUGACAGGUUUUGUGGGAUAAUUCGUUCAACCACGCCAGAAAAACCGCCCAGAACCGGGCGUCCGCUCCAUCUCCGCUAUCCCCGGGUCUUGUUGUUCGAUAUUCGAUUCGAAGCGCAAACGUCAUAUCGGAAACAUGGCGCCCUAUCUGAUGCGAGUCGCCCGCCGUGGGACAACGAUAAAUAACUCAGCGCUGAGCCACAGCGCCAGGUUCAUCCCGGGCGCACUCCCGAGGGGAACCCCAUCCACCCGCGCAGACGUCUCGGGACUCGCUCCAGCCCCGCCAUUGACUGCUACUACCCCGCUAUCGUCGGCUGCUGCUCGUUGCGCAGGUCGCUGCUUUUCGUCCAUCACUUCUACCGGCAAAAGAGUCGGAGUCAUCCCGGUCGCUGCCACUGCCGCCGUCGUUAUGGGUCAACUCUCGAACCAAUCUCAAUCGCAACAACAGCAACAAGUUCGCAACAUGGCGUCUUCAUCCACACCAUCGUCGUCGGGUAGACGUCUAAAUAUGAACAACAUCAAUCCCCACGUCAAGGCUGCCAAGUAUGCCGUGCGUGGCGAGCUCGCCGUCAAGUCGGAGGAGUAUAGGGCGUACCUCCAGGGCGGGAUGACGGACCUGCCGUUUUCAGAGGUUAUUUCGGCCAACAUUGGUAAUCCUCAACAGCUGGAUCAGAAGCCUAUUACGUUUUUCAGACAGGUGCUCAGUUUGCUGGAGAACCCUGUGUUGCUGGAGAAGGAGGAUGUGCUUAUUGAGCAUUUGGGGUACAAGAAGGAUGUGAUUGAGCGGGCGAACAAGCUGCUCAAGGUGGUGGGAUCGGUGGGUGCGUACAGCGCCAGUAACGGUGUGCCUGCCAUUAGGCAGAGUAUUGCCGAUUUCCUAGAGAGGAGAGAUGGCUUCCCCGCCUCUCAGUCCGACAUUUACCUCUCGGCCGGUGCGUCUUCCGGUGUCAACACCCUCCUCCACGUCGUCUGCCAGGACUCCAACACGGGCAUCCUCGUCCCUAUCCCCCAGUACCCAUUGUAUACCGCCUCCCUCGCCGUCCUGGACGCCCACUGCGUCGAAUACCACCUUGACGAGUCGAAGAACUGGGGAACCGACCUCGAGAUCAUCAAGUCUUCGUACGAAGCCGCCAAAGCCAAGGGCAUCGACGUCCGUGCCAUUGUCAUUAUCAACCCGGGCAACCCCACCGGCGCUUCCUUGUCAGAGUCCGAUAUUCGCUCCGUGAUUGAAUUCGCCCGCCAGGAAAGACUAGUCAUCCUCGCCGACGAGGUCUACCAAACCAACGUUUUCAUCGGGGAGUUUGUCUCCUUCAAAAAGGUGCUGAGGACCCUCCAAAAGGAGCGUCCAAACGACGGGUUUGACCAGGUGGAGCUCGCGUCGCUGCACUCGGUGUCAAAGGGCAUGGUGGGCGAGUGCGGACACAGGGGGGGGUACUUUGAGCUGGUCAACUUUGACCCGGACGUGCAGCAGGAGAUUUACAAGUUUGUGUCCAUUAUGCUCUGCGCCCCUGUCAUUGGGCAGUGUCUGGUGGACCUGAUGGUCAACCCGCCCCGGCCCGGGGAGGAGAGCUAUGAGCUUUACAAGAAGGAGUAUGACGCUAUUUAUGACGGGUUGAAGGAGAGGGCGACGGCGCUGCACAAGGCUUUUGAGCAGAUGGAGGGGGUGGAAUGCGGGAGUCCGCAGGGGAGCAUGUAUUUGUUUCCCACCAUCAACCUCCCUGAAAAGGCGGCCGAGGCGGCGAAGAAGGAGGGGAGGACCCCGGAUGAGUUUUACUGUUUGAGGCUGCUCGAGGCGACGGGGGUUUGUGUCGUUCCCGGGAGCGGGUUUGGGCAGAGGGAGGGGAGCCUGCAUUUUAGGACGACGUUUUUGGCGCCGGGGACGGAGUGGGUGGGGAGUAUUGUCAAGUUUCAUAGGGAGUUUAUGGAGAAGUAUCGUUAGGGAGAAGAGGGGAUGGAUGGGGCGGGGGCGUUUUAUGCAGUUUUCAAAGUUUGAAUAGCGAGCAAAAGCGUUAUUUGUUUCUCUUUUUUUUUUUGUUCAGUUCAAGAAAUGGGUUAUUCCUGUCUUGGUUGGGUCAUGUGCUUGUAUACAAUCCUCCUCCCUUCUCUUUUCUUUACUCUCUGGAUAUCUCUCCUCUCUUGUCUAGAAAGGGUUAUGGAUGGAAAUGUACAAAAGAGGCGGGAGUGUGGUUGUAUAACAUACCUAGACAGCAGGGUAGGGUGCCUCAAAAUAAAAACAAAACUCAAAAUCAAAA